Lolium rigidum is the source of this 425-nucleotide messenger RNA. RefSeq lists its product as uncharacterized. Gene Ontology annotation, molecular function: protein binding. NCBI's taxonomy places the organism in Eukaryota, Viridiplantae, Streptophyta, Magnoliopsida, Poales, Poaceae. The record is from RefSeq and is a predicted model, not a curated record. The coding region runs from base 60 to 425 and encodes 121 amino acids. The transcript has 2 exons.
CCGCCGCCGCCGGAUCCUCAACUUCUCCACCACACCACGCUCCACGGCCUCCACUCCAGAUGGCCACGCCGCCAGCGCAGCCCAUGGCGACUAGCGCCGCCGUCACCACCACCGUCGACUCCCUCAAGGACGACAACAUCGAGGAGAUCCUGCUCCGCCUCCAGUCAUCGGCGUCCCUCGCGCGCGCCGCGCUCUCCUCCAGCCGCUGGCACCGCGUCGCCUCAAGCCCGGACUUCCUCCGCCGCUUCCGCGAGCGCCACCCCUCGCCGCCCCUCCUCGGCAUCUUCGUCUCCCAGGCGGAUCGCGGCCAGCUCCCCGUCUUCCACCCGUCGGCCUCCGUCCGCUCAGACCGCGACCUCGCCGCCGCCGCGCGCGGGGGCGACUUCCUGCUCACCCGCCUCGGCCACGACCCUGCGUGCAUGUAG